AUGAAGACAACGCUUGCAGCUCUGACACUUUGCCUGGUGGCGCUCAUGGCCACAGCUUUCCCUUUUGAGCGGAAAGGGGCUUCACAGACCGGUGGUGGUGCCAAGGAGAAGCGUGCCCAGUAUGCGGCGCUGGAUGAUGUUAACAUCAUUGCCCACGGCCUGCUGCAGCUGGGCCAGAACCUGAAGGAGCAUGUAGACAAAACCAAAGGCCAGAUGAGGGACAUUUUCACCAAGCUGAAAGCCUUCAACCGCACCGUGGCUGAACUGGGGAAGGAGAGCCAGAGGCAGCAGACGGAGGGGGAGACCCUGAAGGCCCGAGCCGUGGGGAUGGAGAACAGAGAGGGGCAGCUGCUCAACGUCACUGCUGAGCUGAAAGAGAAGGUGGAGGAGAUGCAGCAGGAGAGGAGGACCAUGAAUGAGAGAAUGAGCCGGCUGGAGGAGCGGGUGGACAGCAUGCUGCAGGGCCACAUGAAUGCUGGUGCCAGGAACAACAGUGAUGGACGCAGCAUCCAGCUCAUGCUGGAGGCUCAGAACAGACGCAUCGAUGAUUUGGUGGAGCGCAUCAGGCUCCAGCAGGAGAAGCUCGACAAGCAGAACAUGCGCAUCAGGACGCUGCAAAGUCAGAUCCAGCAGCCCGGACAGAGGCCCUCACCGCGGAGCAGCGGCACCCAGGGCCCCGCGCAGAGCGGCGCAGAGCAGCAGCGCGACUCACCGCUUGAGGUUGCCACAGACUGUCAUGAACUGUUCCUGAGAGGAGAGAGCACCAGCGGGGUCUACGCCAUCCAGCCAGUCGACUCGGAGCCCUUCAAUGUCCUCUGCGAGAUGACAGCUGAUGCUGGAUGGACAGUCAUCCAAAGACGGCAAGAUGGCUCGGUGGAUUUUGACCAGCUGUGGGAGGCUUACGAGAAAGGCUUUGGCAGCCUGAACGGAGAGUUCUGGUUGGGCUUGGAAAAAAUCCACACCAUUGCCAAAAACAGCAACUACCUCCUGAACGUCAGAUUCUCAGACUGGGGGGAUGACUCAGCAUCUGUCCGCUUCCCGUUUGAGCUUGGUGGAAGGGAAACCAACUACUCGCUCCUGAUCCGGGAGACUGGCGCUACUGAUACGCUGGAGAGCUCCAUGGCAACAGACUCGGCCCUCGCUCUGCCUUUCUCCACCCGGGAUCAAGACAAUGACCGGAAAGCUGACGUCAACUGUGCCAAACACCUGUCUGGUGGUUGGUGGUUCAGCAACUGCGGUCGCUCCAACCUAAAUGGGAGAUACUUCCAGAGCCCUCCUCCCAAGCAAAGGCACCAAAGGAAGCAAGGCAUCUUCUGGAAGACUUGGAGGGGACGCUACUACCCACUGAAGUCGAGCAUAAUGAUGAUUGCUCCCGCCGCCAUCAACAAAUCUUAAAGAGCUGAGAGAGACAAGGAGGAAAACAGAAAAGUUGGGAGAGAGAAGCAGAUUCUGGACAGUCCGUUCUAUUCUUGUAGAUGUGUUUUUGUGGUAGAUACACCCAACUCUUUGGUUUCCUCUUUGUGAGGGGAAAUCGACACCAGAGCCAUGGGGCUGAAAACAGGAGGACAAACAAGCUCAGUUUAAAAGAGUUUUUAGUGGCCUGUUGUGUGAAAACACAGAGACUUUGCUUAUUACUCUGAGAAACCUCAGCCAGGGACUGAGGCUAAAACCAAAUGUGCAGUGGGAUUUUUUUCUGAAAUGUUAUCCCAAUGAGGUUUCCUCCUGCAGAUGUGAGCAAGUCUGGGCUUGAGUCACCGAGCAUUUUCCAACAAGCUCAGACGCCUCAGUCAGGAGGCUGUGGCUUACUGCUGAGGUUGUGUAAAGCAAACGGGACUGUUAGCCUCAGAUCAGCUGCAGAACUGCUCUGUUUCUGUGCACAACGUGAAACGCUGGGUAGCUUUUCUAAACCACAAGCUGGGGACCAAAUAACCGUCUAAAACACAAACAUGAUGAGACUGGCGUUUGAUCACUGGGUUAGCUGUCGUCAGGCAGCUUUAUGCUAUGUUGAUGUCGAUAUUACUCCCUGUUCCUGCCUUUUUUACUGCGUUACUUUAUGUUCUAUAGUCAGAGUCAACUGAAACUAUUCUUCACUAUUUUUUCUGUGGAGAGUUUGAUAUUUAGUCAUAUUGACUAGAUGUCCCAUGAAUGGCAUUGUUUGUACAUAUUUGAAAAAUUAUUUUUUUUUUUAGAAAGCAUCUGUUUCUGAUCUUUGCCAGUCGACUUCAGAAUUUGACGAUUUAGAUGUUUGUUUAUUUCUUAUUUAAAACCAUGUAGCUACUAUGUGCUGCAUUCUGUCUGUAAUUUAUGUUGUUUGGGGGUGGGGUUAGAAGACAAAUGACAAUUUUGGCCAUAUUGAGCCAAUAAAACUGAUUUAAGCAAAUAUU
Messenger RNA from Fundulus heteroclitus (mummichog), 2384 nucleotides. It is a transcript of the gene angptl4, whose product is annotated as angiopoietin-like 4. Lineage: Eukaryota; Metazoa; Chordata; Actinopteri; Cyprinodontiformes; Fundulidae. Gene Ontology annotation, biological process: triglyceride homeostasis. Bases 1 to 1395 code for a protein of 464 amino acids. Gene Ontology annotation, molecular function: enzyme inhibitor activity. The transcript is spliced from 7 exons. The record is from RefSeq and is a predicted model, not a curated record.